Messenger RNA from Entelurus aequoreus (snake pipefish), 3781 nucleotides. RefSeq names its product sodium/potassium/calcium exchanger 2-like. Gene Ontology annotation, biological process: long-term synaptic potentiation; long-term synaptic depression; calcium ion transmembrane transport. Gene Ontology annotation, cellular component: membrane. NCBI's taxonomy places the organism in Eukaryota, Metazoa, Chordata, Actinopteri, Syngnathiformes, Syngnathidae. The coding region runs from base 308 to 2227 and encodes 639 amino acids. Gene Ontology annotation, molecular function: calcium channel activity; calcium, potassium:sodium antiporter activity. The record is from RefSeq and is a predicted model, not a curated record. The transcript has 12 exons.
AAAAGCUCCUCCUCUGUCCGUCGUUAGAGGCGAGAUUGGUGACAUUUUUGUGCUCAAUGACAGCGAGAGGGUAUCGGAUCGCGGAUUGGCAACCUGCUGCCGCACGCCAGCCGCCUCUGGACGGGAAGCAGAGGCUAAUAUGAAGACAACAUUUGGCAAGCCAGAUCCAGGAAAGCACCACCAGUCUUUUUGAAGCCACCAUGACACACCGUCACCGGUAAAAGCUGCCCCGCCCGCUCCCCCUCCCUCCCCCGUCCUACCAAAGCCCGCGCGAGCGAGGAACGCUCCAAACAGAACGGGAGCCGACAUGGGUCCGCCGUGCUUCCACACAGCAGCGGCGGCGGCAGCUUCCUGCAAGCAGCGGAGUCACCGGUGCCUGCGGAGGAAGCUGAGGCCCGUGCGCAUCUUCGGGUUCAUGGUGAGCCUGCUGGCCGUGAGUGCCGUCUCCGUCUGUGCCUUGACGUGGACCUCCGCGGGUGAAACCCCCGUCCCCCCAGAGAAUCCCCGCCAGUUGGUGCCCCGGAGGACUCUGCUCUCCAGCCAGCAGCAGAAUGAGGGCGACACGUCAGGCAAUAUGUCGACCGCAUCCAAAUCGAGCAACGGAAGCCAAGGGGAUUACCCGCCGGACCUAUUUACCCUGGAGGAGAGGCGCCAAGGUGCCGUCAUCCUCCACAUGUUCGGCAUGAUCUACAUGUUCAUCGCCUUAGCCAUCGUAUGCGACGAGUUCUUCGUCCCGGCGCUCACAGUCAUCACAGAGAAGCUGACCAUCUCGGACGACGUGGCCGGCGCCACCUUCAUGGCGGCGGGUGGCUCCGCCCCAGAGCUCUUCACCUCUAUUAUCGGCGUCUUCAUCUCGCACAGCAACGUGGGCAUCGGCACAAUCGUGGGCUCGGCCGUCUUCAACAUCCUCUUCGUCAUCGGCAUGUGCGCCAUCUUCUCCAAGGAGAUUCUCAACUUGACGUGGUGGCCGCUCUUCCGCGACGUCUCCUUCUACAUCAUGGACCUCAUCCUGCUCAUCGUCUUCUUCCUGGAUAACUUCAUCUCCAUCUGGGAAAGUAUCACUCUGCUCUCGGGAUACGCCGCCUACGUCAUCUUCAUGAAGUUCAACAGCAAGAUGGAGGGCUUCGUCAAGGGCUGCAUGAACAAGAACCAAGUGGUGGAGGUGGAGGUGCAGCCCAAGGAUGAGAAGGCGAGUCCCGGGGCACCCGAGGAUGACGGCAAGUUGUCGGCCAGACCUCGGCUUCAGAGGGGGGGUAGCUCCGCCUCCCUGCACAACAGCUUGAUGAGGAACAGCAUUUUCCAGCUCAUGAUUCAUACCUUGGACCCAUUAAGUGAAGAAUUUGCUGACUCUGAGCUGGGGACUUAUGGGAAACUAAAAUAUUAUCACUCAAUGACUGAGGAAGGGAAAUUCCGUGAGAAAGCGUCCAUUCUUCACAAGAUCGCUAAAAAGAAAUGCCAAGUGGAGGACAGCGAGAAGGCCAAUGGCGUCGCGAGCCGUGCAGACAAAAACCUGCCAAACAGCUCCAGCGUGCAGGUGGAGGUGACCCCGCCCAUGAACGGCACGGCGGGCCAAGAGGGUGAAACAGCUGAGGACGAGGAGGAAGACGACCAGCCUCUGAGCCUGUCCUGGCCCGAGUCCGGUCGCAAGCGCUUCACCUACCUUUUGAUCAUACCUAUCGUCCUCCCCCUGUGGCUCACGCUGCCUGACGUCAGAAAACCGUCGGCAAAGAAGUUCUUCCCCAUAUCUUUCCUGGGCUCCAUCUGCUGGAUCGCGGCCUUCUCCUACCUGAUGGUGUGGUGGGCUCACCAGGUUGGAGAGACCAUCGGGAUUACGGAGGAGAUUAUGGGUUUGACUAUAUUAGCGGCUGGAACCUCCAUCCCUGACCUCAUCACCAGUGUUAUUGUGGCACGCAAGGGCCUGGGCGACAUGGCGGUGUCCAGCUCUGUCGGCUCUAACAUCUUUGACAUCACAGUCGGACUGCCGUUUCCUUGGCUGAUGUGGUCCUUCUUCAGCGGCCUGAAGCCUGUAGCGGUCAGCUCCAACGGCCUCUUCUGCGCCAUCGUGCUCCUCUUCCUCAUGCUCCUCUUCGUCAUCAUCUCCAUCGCCGCCUGCAAGUGGCGCAUGAGCAAGUUGCUCGGCUCCAUCAUGUUCCUGCUCUACUUGGUCUUCCUGGUGGUCAGCGUCAUGUUGGAGGACCGCGUCCUCAGCUGUCCUGUGUCCGUCUGAGGGGUUGUGCAGCCAAGACCCGGCUUCUUUUUCCCCUCCUGUACGGCCUUCCUCACUGGCGGCGCUCCUUUGUGGUGUGUGAAGAGAAUGCACGGUGGGUACACCGACAAGAGGCGCUAACUUUACGUUAUUGAAUUAGCUGGAGCCUACUAGAGAAGCAGUAUGCAUGCUGUUAGUGUCAUUUAGAGCAGGCUGAUCAAAGCUUGCAAUUUGAGGAGAACUUCCUACACCUGAGAAGAAGCUGAGGUGGUUCCUGAUGGCUUCCUUUCACCAUGUUUGGGAUUUUUUUUUUUUUGUCAUUUUACACAUGCCAGAAAUAGCGGUAGCAUUAGACGUACUGUAGCAGGACCAUCUGCUCCUUCUUGAUUGUAGGUAACGCGUCACACACGCCAACACAAAAGCAUGACAACUGAACGCCAGAACAUUCGAGAACCAGUGUUUAAGCGUCGCCAUCGAUAGAUUAGUCACCAGGCUGCAUGGAAGAAGAAGAAAAAAAAGACGACACUUGCAGGUGAAUCCUAGUAAUCACACAUUUAAAUAACUUGUAUACCAAAAUGUACACUUUUUCGCUCUCGAUGUAGAAAAUCACUUAUAGGCUCAGUGAUAUAGUGUGAAGUUCACUUUCUAAUCCAAGGUGCUUCUGUGUGCAGGCAUCCUCUAUCUACGAAUAGAUGCUAUAGCAGUAUUUUGCAGAACAAAAACGAUACACCCAUUUGUGUUUUGUACGAAGAAAAGACAACUCAUCACGAUCUGUGAGAAUAGAAUGCGGAUUUAACAGCAAUAUAUGUGUCGUGCGUGGGAACCCUCCUCCGUUAUUCCAUUUUAGGCUCACAAAACACCCGCUUUACCUCAGCCUGUGUACAGCAUCUUAGCGAGAAUGAACUGUAAAUGACUAGUACAUAGAUUCUCUCGAGUGCAUGCAUCUUGGGCUGGUUACCCACUGACUGUACAGCUGAGUGUCACUUAUAUGCAUUUAAUCUGAACAAAACGACAGUUUUACUUUGUAAAUACAUCUUUUUUUCCCUUCAGAUGUUUUUUUUUUUACUCACGUUGAACAAAAAUAGGACUGAUGCUGCCUCUGUAUUUUUUCUUCAGGUAUUUAAGUGCAAAAAAAAAAAAUCACUUAUUGCCCCCUCCAAAGCUCACAAUGUUUAGCAUAAAAGUGUGUUUUUGUGUCAUUUGAAGCUGCUUUUUGCUUGAGUUUGGACAAUCACCGCACACAAACUGUGCACUUCAGAGGCCCAAACGUUCAAAUAACGGCUUGAGUGGCAAGCAGCGACGAUGCAAUAGAAAGAAAUGUAUUCAAAACAAAACAGAUUGUGGUUUCCAAAGGUAAGUGACCAAAAGAGCUGAAGAACAUCUUUGCACUGUAAAUGUGUUUAUUUUUCUUGGUGUUAAUGUGUUUAAUAAGGUGUACAUAUAUACAGAUAGAAAUGAACCAUAUAAUCUAUAUGUGUAAAACAAAUAUGUCUCUUUAUGUAAAAACACAAAUAUAAUAUAAUGAAACAAAUAAAGCUGAUAAUUCUCAUAUGCAACAAAGCUGUUUAUUUGGAA